AUGCAUCUUAAAGCCCCCUAUCUUGAAGACACCCCAACUGCAAAGCAGUUGGUCGUCAAGGGGGCACCGUUUUUGAUGCGUCCCGCAGAGCUACAGAACUCGUCGAUGAGCUCGGCAGAUUUCAUGAAAGGAGUUUGGCCAAAGCUAGUGCAGGCAAAUAUCAACACCGUACUGGGCUGCGUGGCUUGGGAGCAGAUUGAACCCAGUGAAGGGACCUUUGUUUUCGACGAUCUCGACCGGAUCCUCCAAGAUGCUCGAUCCCACGGUCUGCAUCUCAUUCUACUAUGGUUUGGGUCUUUCAAAAACGGUGGCCUCCAAAUGACGGACACGCUAUCCAUCUUCCAUGAGGAAUCUGCAGCUGCCGAUGCUCAAGCAUUCCAGCGCCUCAUGCAACACCUGAAAGAGGUAGAUCAGGAGCACUCCACGGUCAUCAUGGUCCAGGUGGAGAAUGAGGUUGGACUCCUGGGAGAUUCGAGGGAUCGGGGAUCCGCAGCCAACGAACGAUUUUGCUCACCUGUACCCUCAGCGCUCAUGAACGUGUUGAAACCCAUGGCAAAUAACUUCCCAGACACCAUACAGCGUCAUCUGAGGCUUUUCAAUGAGAACCCGGCAGCGGAGAAUAGGUCAUGGGAAGCGGUGCUUGGGCCCAGCCAGCAAACAGAUGAGCUUUUCAUGGCCUAUCACUAUGCCCUGUAUCUGGAACAUAUUGCCAGUGCAGGGAAGGCUGCAUACCCAAUUCCAAGCUUUACAAACGUAUGGCAGAACCUUGCUGGAGAUGAUGGUGAUCAGACCAUUGACUUGCCUGUCGUGGUGGGCGGCGGCGGGCAUCCCGGAGACUAUCCUUCUGGAGGUGCUGUGGCUCAUGUGCUAGAUAUAUGGCGAGCUUUCGCCCCAUCGCUCGACCUUAUCGCUCCGGAUAUCUACCUCAAUGACUAUGAGACGCUGUGUGCCGCUUACUUCCGGCCGGGCAAUCCGCUGUUUAUUCCGGAGCAGCGACGGGACGAGUACGGAGCGCGGCGGAUCUGGGCGGCGUAUGGUAGGUUUUACGCCCUGGGGGCAUCACCGUUCGGAAUCGACACGUUGGGGCCGCUCGGAGAGAAUCCGUUCACCAAGCACUUUGGGCUGUUGGCCAAGGUUUCUUCCCAUGUCCUCGAGGCGCAACGUGUCCCUGGCACCAUGGUGGGGUUCUUCUUUGAUGAGUUCACGAUCCCAGAUACAUCCCCUCCGGUGAUAGCCACCAUGGGAGGCUGGCGUCUAGUUAUCGAAAGAGCUUUUGUAUUUGGCAAACCAGGACCCGGGUUUGGGCUCGUCAUCCAGAAGGGACCCGCUCGUUUCCUCCUCGUCGGCGAAGGAUUCCAUGUCAGAUUCGAGUCUCUGAAGAGCAAUGCCUGCUUUACGGGUAUUCUUCAAUUCACAGAGAAGGAGGUCGUGAAUGAGACGACGGGUGAGAUGCGCUCGGUGCGAAUGCUCAAUGGUGACGAGACUCGGAGUGGAAAACUGGCUAUCAUGCCUGGGGAAGAUCCCGAUUAUGGAUCGUUUCCCAUCUGCGUGACGAUUCCUGCAGGCACUCGGAUUGCUGAGUGUGAGGUGUAUGCGCUAGAGGAUGACGGGGCUUGA
Molecule: messenger RNA, 1617 nt
Organism: Penicillium riverlandense
Lineage: Eukaryota; Fungi; Ascomycota; Eurotiomycetes; Eurotiales; Aspergillaceae
Product: putative beta-galactosidase
Exons: 2
Coding region: 1-1617 (538 amino acids)
Biological process (GO): carbohydrate metabolic process
Cellular component (GO): beta-galactosidase complex
Molecular function (GO): beta-galactosidase activity
Source: RefSeq, a predicted model, not a curated record